CAUUUCGAUUUCAACGCAAAUCUGGGAUUUUGUCAAAAGUUUAGGUUAUGCGGAAUGAUUUUGUGUAAAUUAAUUACUACUCAACUUAUAUCUAACUGUCUCUAAGAUUAAUUUUGUUUUAUUCAUAUUAACUUGCAAUAUUUCUUACCAUGCAGUGUUUAUAGUGUUCGAUUUCUUUGUAAUUAAAUAACUUUAAAUUAUGGAAACCGUCAAUAAUGAAACUCUCUUCAAGGACACUGAUCCAGAUGAUAAUAAUGACCUGCAGUCGAAAGUGGCCUCGCUGACGUCACGACUGGCCGCACAUGAAACCGAGAAGCAGCACAUGCGGGACGAGUUCGGUCUGCAGCGAGCCAAAAUGAAGGAGCUUUUCCUCCAGAAAGAAGAGGAACUGAAACGGGGUUCGAGCGAGCACAACAAACUGGUCGAGGAGAUAGAGAGGUUGAAGGCUGAGCUGAAUGAGGCGAGGACGCAGGUCACAGUCACAAGGUUGGAUCUGGAGGCGCGACUCGAUGAACAGAAACAGCGCAACCAGGCUGAGAUCACCAGUCUACAGCAGCUUGUCAGUGACACACUGGAAGAAUCAAGUCGCUACGACGAGGAAGUGAAACGUCUCCGCCGCGCCAACGAGCAGUUAGCUUGCGAGGUCAACGACCUCCGAUGCGGCGGCGGUGUUGCCGGUUCUCCGUUCCCGGGCGCCCGUGGCGCAGACUCCCCCGUCAACACGCCCCCGUCGAGCGGCACACAAGGCGUCAACCCCCAGCAGCUGCUUACUGUGCCCGGUGCUAUGAUCUCAACACUGGCUCGCAAAGUUGCCAGUCAGCUGGGGGCUGCGGACAGUGUGACGUCAUCGUUAGGGGGCGGUGGAGGGGGAGCUGUGAUGACGUCACCGGCUGGGGUGAUGACGUCACAACCGGCUCCUCCACCCGCCUCGGGGCCCGAUAGCUUGGAGGAGUCCAUGCGGAAGGCCCAAGAGGAUGCAGACGUGCUGAGAUCGCUGGUGAUUCCUUUGGAAGAGGAGAUCAGUGCUCUUAAGGAUAAACUGAGAACAGCUGAUCAGCAGCUCAGGCAAUAUCAAGGACUUCGUGACAACGAUGAGCUUAUCCAUUUAGACUCAAGUGAGAAUUCAACAUCACAAAAUCAGACUGAACUAUUAUCACCAAAUAAACAUAGUGAAUCGAGAAUGAGAAAAGAAUCGUCAGAUUCAUCGCUUAAUAGGAAAGUAUGCGACAUGUGCGCGAACUACGAGAACCAGCUGGUGACGUCACAGCAACGCAGCAAGGAGCUGGAGAAGCAGCUGAUUGGGCUGGAGCGGUGUCGGGAGGAGCUGGCCAAGGAGACAAGCAUCAGGAAGGAUAUGGAGCAGAAGUGGAACGAACGAAAGGAGGAGCACAAGGCUGAGGUGUGUGAACUACAACAACGUGCCAAAGAGGCGGAAGAGUGCGUGCGGGAGUUGAAACAGCUGUUUGAGCAGGUGAAGACAGCUGCCAUGGAUGACCUCAGCCGGCUCAGUGGGGAGAGGCACACUGUUCAAUUACAACUUGAUAGGUUACAAAUGGAGAAUGAAGACUUGAUAGGUAAAAGGAACGCCAACGCUAGGAAACUCGAAGAAGAGGUCAUUGACCUUCCAAACAAUGUCGAGGAUCUGCAAGAGUUGACGCUGAAGUUCAGAGAGGACCUGAUAGCGGCCAGGGUGGGACAGGAGGCCGCCGAACAGGAAGUGGGGAAGCUGAGGGAGAAACUGCAAUACGAGGUCCACAACCGACAGGCAUCGGAAGCUUCCUACAGCCACGACUUGGAGAGUCUCAAGGCGAAACUGUUCAAAGUAGAAACAGACCUGCAGGAACAACAUCGGCAAGCCAGAGACAAGUCGCUGGAAGAGCUAAGACAGGAGUUGACAACGGUGCGCGCUGUGAAGGCCAAACAGGAGGAGACAAUCUCGGAGCUGAAGAGUCGCGUGUCGUCUCUGCAGACCGAACUGAAGAACAGUGAGAUCGUGCAACAGGACUUUGUCAGGCUGUCACAGUCGUUGCAGACUGAGCUCGAGAGGAUACGCAACUCACACACUGAGCUGAGGUGGGAGCACGAAGAUGACAUCGAACAAUGUCCCGGCUGUCACUUCAACUUUGCACAGAACUUCUCGACAAAUUCCAGAAAAAAGGUGCACUGCCUGCACUGCGGUCGUGUAUUCUGUGUGGUGUGUCUGUCGCAUACGGUGCUGAGUGGCCCGAAGCAGAGGCCGAACAAAGUGUGCGAUGUCUGUCAUACGCUUUUGGAACAGUACACGGCACCCUAUUUCAGCACCGAACCACCGCAUUCGCAAAACAACUAGUUGUCAAACAGUUGCUAACCGGUCGCCAAAUAGUUGCAAACCGGUCGCCAAAUAGUUGCAAAUAAGUUGUCAACCAGUUGCGAUGUCUGUCAUUCACUGUUGGAACAGCAUACAGCGCCUUAUUUCAGCACUGACCACCGUAUUAACCCAACAACUAGUUGUUAGACGGUUGUCAAAGAGUUGCUAAAUAGUUGCCAACCAGUUGCUUGUUGAAAAGAUUAGAUGUCAGCCGUCGCUAAAACGUUGCGAGUUGAAGAAAA
Nilaparvata lugens (brown planthopper) is the source of this 2589-nucleotide messenger RNA. RefSeq names its product rab GTPase-binding effector protein 1. Gene Ontology annotation, cellular component: intracellular membrane-bounded organelle. Gene Ontology annotation, molecular function: growth factor activity; metal ion binding; GTPase activator activity. Gene Ontology annotation, biological process: endocytosis. NCBI's taxonomy places the organism in Eukaryota, Metazoa, Arthropoda, Insecta, Hemiptera, Delphacidae. The record is from RefSeq and is a predicted model, not a curated record.